Cheilinus undulatus (humphead wrasse) is the source of this 4370-nucleotide messenger RNA. It is a transcript of the gene erfl1, whose product is annotated as Ets2 repressor factor like 1. The transcript is spliced from 13 exons. Gene Ontology annotation, biological process: cell differentiation; regulation of transcription by RNA polymerase II. The coding region runs from base 1149 to 2567 and encodes 472 amino acids. Gene Ontology annotation, cellular component: nucleus. Gene Ontology annotation, molecular function: sequence-specific DNA binding; DNA-binding transcription factor activity, RNA polymerase II-specific. The record is from RefSeq and is a predicted model, not a curated record. Lineage: Eukaryota; Metazoa; Chordata; Actinopteri; Labriformes; Labridae.
UUCUUUGACUGUCCGGUGGUCGGCUGAUGUCUUACGCCUUAAAACGAAUGAGUUUUGAUUCAGAAAUGUUUGUAAUUUAUUGCCACACAGACACAAGUACCCUGACCCCCACUAACUUACUAACUUUAAUACAGUGUAAACAUGGGUUUCAUGUAGCUUACAGGAGCGCUAGGCAGGACUUGCUAGCAUGAGUGUCGCGCCGUAGGUGACUCCUCACGUUACCCGUAGUCUGAGCAAAGUUAGAGAAAAGAGCUGCUUUUGAUUCUCGAGUAAAGUUUAAACCUGUUAAGUUCUGUUAAAAUUUAAAAAUACCAAAGGAAAAUUUGAAGCCGGCUUAACCCCGCCAAGCUACGCUGCGUCAUUCAAGCUAACGAAGAACCUCCAAAGUGCUGAGUUCAGUGUUCAAAACAGACCAGACAAGGCUAAGAGAAAACAAACUUUGAAGUUAAAGCCCCUCAUCAUGUCUACAGUUUCAUCAUUCCAGGGUUUUGACUGUCAUUGAAAGACUAAACAGGAGGAUCCAGAGUUUUUCCAGAGUAUCCUUCAUUCAGUUUCCCGAGCCUUGCCUCCUGCAGCAGCAUGUCUUUGUUCAGUAUCAUCCCCAUCACCAUGCUCAGAGUCUGGAAACCUGAGAGGGCCAUCCUUCAGCCAGCCAGGCAAACCCACACCUGCCCUGUCACUGUAAGCAGCUUUGGUUUGCUGGAGGACCUUAGGGACCCCUGACAGAGCUGUCUCAAACUGUAAAAGGAGUCUCUGCAUAUCUUCUGUCUCUGUUUUGGGGGCAUGCUUUCCCUCAACUCUGCAGAAGUGAGAUGAUAGGGCCUGCAGAUCAUUACCUGAGACUGGAGAGACUUGCAGAUCCGACGCAAGGCUACGGGAGACUGAUCACUAAAGAUCAAAACAAAGGAGAGAGCCAGCUACUUGUGGCAGAUGGCUGUCCAUCUCCAUGUCCGGUUCUGCUCAAGAUUUCUACCUGUAACAAUGACGCCUUCGCACAGCGGCACUCUCCCCUCCCACCUCCUCCUCCUGGGUCGGAACCAGCGCAGCGGCGAACAAACUCCAGUCCAGGCCGAGAGACGGUGAUCGGGCUUCGGCCUCAGGUGAAUCUCUGAGGCGGGGCGACGCGGGAGUCCAGGUGUUGUGGAGGCAUGGACUGUAACUGCGUCAGUGAUCUACUGCUCCCCCCGGUGCCCGCUCUCUGGACGCCAGGGUUCGCCUUCCCAGACUGGGCCUACAAGCCUGAGUCGAGCCCCGGGUCCAGACAGAUCCAGCUGUGGCACUUCAUCCUGGAGCUUCUGCAAAAGGAGGAGUAUCAGGGGGUGAUCGCCUGGCAGGGGGACUACGGGGAGUUUGUCAUCAAGGACCCGGACGAGGUGGCCCGGCUGUGGGGGAUUAGGAAGUGCAAACCUCACAUGAACUAUGACAAGCUGAGCCGAGCACUGAGGUAUUACUACAACAAGCGCAUUUUGCAUAAAACCAAAGGAAAACGUUUCACCUACAAGUUUAACUUCAGUAAGGUGGUGCUGGUGAACUACCCCAUCCUGGAUAUGGCAAACUCUCCUUUCUUUCUGGCUCAGAAUCACUUCAAUGGGGGUUCAACGGCGCCAGACUGCAGCCCAGAGGCCAUACAGUCCCUGUUUCCUCGUUUGCCAGACUCCGGCAGGGGAACGUCUCUGUUUGAUCGAGGGACAACCGCACCGGGGCCCGAAGGAGACAAGCUGAGACUGGACACGUUCCCCUUUCUCAGUUCAGGUGCCCCGUGCUACUCCAAACCCCCGUCCCUGCUGGGCCCGUACUCACGCAACCCACCCUUUGACUACCCCUGGGGCUUCAACCCCUACCUCCCAGGGGCCUUCUCUCUCAAUAACUGCCCCAAACUGCCCCCUGGCUCGCUUUACCCCUCCCAGUUCUACCCCAACCCUUUACAGAGCAGCCUCUCCCAGCUGCCUCACCCUUUCUCCUCCCUGCUCCCCCCAGGGGAGGCAGGUGGAGGUGAGAGAGGGGCGGCGGGGCAAACUGGAGGCACAAACGGCACAGCGGGUGGUCAACCAGUCAGACUGUGCCUGCCACCGUACCCAGGGAGCCUGUCAAUGGGUCGGACGGACAUUGGGGCAUCAUUGGGGGAGAGGGAGAGGGUGGAGGUGAAUCCUCCAGGCACAGGGCUAGGUUUGGGUCUGGGAGCAGUGGGACUGGGAGCCGAAGCUGUCACGGGCCAGCAGAGCCCUACGGAGAGGAGAGGUGGAGGGGUGAAGCAGGACCCGGAGUCAGACUCGGACCUGGAGAUCACAGAUCUAAGCGACUGCAGCUCGGACAACGAGAACGAGCACGAGUUUGGCAUUGGGAAGGAAUCCAGCCUGGCGAGCCGAUCACAGAUACUACUGGAUGGGAAGAAAGGGAGCGUGCUGCCACCCAUCUCCUCUCUCCCUCCACCCGUGUCCCCGCAUCCUCUGAAGAGCCUGAUGCCCCUCACUCCUCCUCCUCCAUCCCUGCCUCCCUCGCUCUCCCCCUCCAUGGCGCUGCAUGACAGACACAGAGAGACAGAGACUCUCAAAAUGAUCCACAGCUAAUACUUUCUCUCCAGCGUCCACCAUCUUUGCCAGUCUGUGCUCUGAUAACUCUCUUUUUCUCUCCUUUCUUUUCUCGGAGACACUUUCCUGCUUUAAAAUGUCAACUCUUGAUGGACACUUUCUUCCAGGAAAGGCAGUUAUGUUCUUUACUCGUAGAACUACUGUUUCCCUGUUUGCCGUGUAAGUUUUUAACUCGCCUACAGUCCAUUACUCUGCAGACGUGUCCAUCUUUAGGUGUGCACUUUCCCAAGGUAUUGGCUGUCCAUAUCACCAUCUUGUCCUUUCUGUUUUGAUCUCUCACACCAAAUGAUCGCUCCACACUUUGCAGACUUGUUAAACACGUUGCCAGCAAGGACUCGACAAUUUGCUGUCUGCGGACAAGCUAUGAUAGAAAGCAGCGAGGUGGUAAAUUACAGCACAGCAACGCCCGCCCUGACAAACAUUAACAAACAACAUCCCUAUACUAACAGAACAGAACAACAAAUAAUGCUCAGAUCGAUCCAAUUUUACACAUUUGUCCUGUAAUUCUCCAGAUUUGGACCACAUAUAUAAAUAUAUAUAAAAUCACUUUGAGUUUUGAGACAUAGUCAAACGCUGCCACCUAGUGGUCUUUUUAACCAGCAUCUUCUUUAAUGAAAUCCUUUCAUCUCAUCUUAAUCCUGGGAGGAAAAAUGUUGCCUCUGAGUUUACUUUGCUCUUACUUUCAAACACUAUUGUUUCUUGCAGGUUUAUUUAAAUGUUAUAAUCUUUUUUUUUAUAGUGAUAACUGUGAUAGUGUGUGAUUAUUUAUUUUGUCCUGUGGUUUGAGUAUUUUCUGCACAUUUUUAUCAAAAAAGGAAAGAAAAAGAGAGCAGAGGGAGCUGGACCAAUCUAGAAAUUUGUAUGAAUAUUUCUGUGUAUAUAUUUUAUUAUUGUGUACAUUACAUUUAAUUAUUAUUCACUAUGAUAAGAUUUAGCUGUAUUGUUGUGAUUUAAUUCAGUAUUUAAACAUGUUGGAUAAAUUAUAAGCUUAGGUGUAUCAAAGUUUAAAUUAUUAAUGGAAGAAGAUCUGCACUCUGAAGAUGUUUUUCUAUGAUGAGGACAGAGUUCACACUGUGGGAAUUGUCUCAAACCCAAUUAAUCGUGCCCUUUGGUCAUUUUUGCCAGAUGCCCGACGUACAAACCCUUUGGGUUCAAAAAUAUGCCGGUAGACUUAUUUUUAUAGUUAGCAUUCACCAAGUGUAACUGUAAUGUAAUUAGUCUAAUGUGAAUAAUAUUGGUCUUUGCAUUUUCUUUUUUUAAAUCCUCCCCUCUAAAUCUGUUUUUGAUUAUUUUUCAAUCAGUGCUUUUUGUCGGCGCCAGCAGCACAGCAAUUUGGUUUACAUGAGGACAUUAAACGCUGUUUGAAAAAUUAUUCAAAAACGGUUUAUUUCUGCUCAAACAGAUCUACUGAAACAACAUCCUGUCUGCGGCCCGGUUUUCACAGCACAGAGUGAACACUAAACCAUAUUGUACAGCUUCAUAGCCUUUAUAUCCGAUGGUUUGUCAAACAGUGGCGGUAUACGAUUCGUUGUGAAAGCUCUAUUGUAAAGUUAAUGUAAAGCUCUAUGUUUGUUGAGUUGCUACAGGAAAAAGGCCUCCAGUCACCUCCUCCAUGUGGAGUUCACAAACAAACAGCUGUAAAUACUGUUUCCUCUGUGUGUAUAUGUGUGUGAACACAUCCAAAAACAACAAUGCAGUGCUUUUACCUGUCAUCUCUUUGUUUUACUGUAAAGAGGAAAAAUGGAAAGUGGCAAAAAAGAAGAAAAAGAUUAAUAUCUUCAA